AACUCCAGGAACCUGCCACAGAUAAGUUAGAAGAAGCUGCUGUUCUUCCGGCAGUGGCACUGCCAAGCAAUCCUGUUGAAAUAGAGAUUGAAACCCCAGAGCAGGUGAAGAAAAGAGAGAGGAGAGAAAAAAGGAAAGCUGAGUUUGAGAUGUAUCUUCGGAGAAUGAUGAAGCGUUUCAGCAAGGAGGUUCGUGAGGACACACAUAAGGUUCACCUCUUGUGUUUAUUAGCAAAUGGUUUCUAUAGAAACAGGAUCUGCAGCCAGCCAGAUCUCCAUGCCAUUGGUCUGUCCAUCAUCCCCACCCACUUCACAAAAGUGCCUGCAGGCCAAGUGGACCUUCUCUACCUUUCCAACUUGGUGAAAUGGUUUGUUGGAACCUUCACUCUCAAUGGUGAGCUUUCCACUGAAAAAGGUGAGACCCUUCAGUCGACCUUGGAGAGGCGCUUUGGCAUCUAUGCUGCACGGGAUGAUGAAGAGUUGGUUCAUGUAUUUUUAAUCAUUCUGCGAGCAUUACAGCUGCUGUGUCGCCUUGUGCUGUCUUUUCAGCCUAUUCCUCUCAAGGAGACAAGAGCAAAGGGAAAAGGCUCAUCCAAGAGGCAGUCUCUCAGUGGUACUUCUGAGGGGCGGGAAAGCUCUGCCACAACACCCAAAGCUGCGGCAAAAAAAUGCCCCUGCAAAAAAGCCAAGCAGGAUGAGAAAUCCUCAGAGAGCAAAGACGACAAUGAGGAGCCAAAGAAACCCAAAACUGCUCAGACCAAAAGGACACUCAAGUCAAACUUGACUACAGGCAGUCAGGAACAGAAAGAAUCUAGUAAUGAGGAGAGCAGUUUAGCGGAAAAAGAUGUGCCAGUCAGGCCCAAGAAUGAUCGCCGGAGACGAGUGGCUUCCAAAGUGUGUUACAAAGAAGAGAGUGGAAGUGAGGAGGGCAGUGUUUCAGACUUUGAGGUUUCAGAGGAGGAGAGUGAUCUCUCUGAUGAAGAUUUUGAAACUGUCACUAAAAGGCGGAAGAGCUCCCUGGGCUCCCAGAAGGCAAAGGUAACGGCUAUAAAAAGCCCAAAAAAAGAGACUUCAGAAUCGAAGCUCUCCAAAAACUCACGUGGAGCUGAGCCUAAGCCAGCAAAAAGUACAGCUCCAGCCUUGCCUCAUGCACAGAGAAAGAGAAACAAAAUAAUUUCUAGUGAUGAGGAUGAUGGACAGCAGGAGGUAAGGAAGGUGAUGGGCACAGACCAAUGGCUGGAGGUUUUCCUUGAACGCGAGGACAAGUGGGUGUGUGUAGACUGUGUUCACGGCAACGUUGGCCAGCCCCAGCUGUGCUUCACGUACGCCACAAAGCCGCUUUCCUACAUUGUGGGGUUUGACAAUGAUGGGAGUGUCAGGGAUGUGACGCAAAGGUAUGACCCGGUGUGGAUGACCGCAACAAGGAAGAGCCGUGUGGAUUCUGAGUGGUGGGAAGACACGCUGCAGCCAUAUAAAAGUCCCUGUGUGGAAAGAGACAAAAAGGAGGAGAAUGAGUUUCAAGUUAAGCUUCAAGAUCAACCUCUACCAACAGCAAUUGGAGAGUACAAAAACCACCCUCUUUAUGCACUGAAGAGGCACCUCUUGAAAUACCAGGCAAUCUAUCCUGAGUCAGCUGCUGUCCUAGGGUACUGCAGGGGAGAGGCUGUCUACUCCAGAGACUGUGUACACACGCUGCACUCCAAGGACACUUGGCUGAAGCAAGCUCGAGUGGUGAGGAUUGGAGAAGUGCCUUACAAGAUGGUGAAAGGAUUUUCCAACCAGGCGAGGAAGGCACGCCUUGCAGAGCCUGCAAACCGGGACAGAGAGGACCUGGCACUGUUCGGUCGCUGGCAGACAGAGGAGUAUCAGCCACCUAUAGCGGUGGAUGGAAAGGUUCCUCGGAAUGAAUAUGGAAACGUCUAUCUCUUCCUGCCAUCCAUGUUACCCGUUGGCUGUGUGCAGCUGAGACUCCCAAAUCUAAACAGAUUGGCGCGGAAGUUGGACAUUGACUGUGCUCAGGCCAUCACUGGAUUUGACUUUCAUGGCGGCUACUCGCACCCAGUUACUGAUGGCUACGUUGUCUGCGAGGAGUACAAAGAGGUCCUCAUUGCUGCCUGGGAGAAUGAACAAACAGAAAUAGAAAAGAAGGAGAAGGAGAAGCGUGAGAAGAGAGCUCUGGGGAAUUGGAAGCUGCUGACAAAAGGACUUCUCAUCAGAGAGAGACUGAAGCAACGCUACUCCGUCAAGACUGAGCCAUCAGCACCUGAGGCAGAGAAAGGAGCGGGAUUCUCUGCUGAUGAAGAAGGAGGUCCGAGUUCAGAGACUGCAGUAGGGAGCACGGCUAUUUCCUGGCCCCAGAAUCGCCAGUUAGAGAAAAUAAAAGAAGAAAAGACAACCAGAAAGAGCAAGCGAGAAAGGAAAGGAGAAGCAGCGCAGUUGUUCCCUUUUGAGAGACUGUGA
This is a messenger RNA of Leptosomus discolor (cuckoo roller), 2459 nucleotides long. Lineage: Eukaryota; Metazoa; Chordata; Aves; Leptosomiformes; Leptosomidae. The record is from RefSeq and is a predicted model, not a curated record.